UACAUUGUUCCUUCUCUUCUAUAAAUUGUGUAAUUCACCACCAUCUCAAAACUCAAACAUCGAUCGUCUCUACCAAUCAUCACAGCUGUUUUCAUUCACUUUUCUAACAUCAAGAAAUUGAGACCAAACCUGUCGUCAGAACCUAACCAGAAUCAUGGCUUUGCUUUCAUGCGAAACCCGGCCCAUGAUGCUCAAAGAUUUCCUCAGAGACGAUGCACACACAUCAUAUAAUGGUUUUCCAAUCAACCCUAGGAAUUCAAGAAUGCUAAUUUCUUCACAUCCAGACAAGCUCUCCGGCGUAUUAAUCAGAAGCCGGUCGAAGAAGGCGGCGGCGACAACAAUCUCAGCCAUCCACAAGGUCAUUAAUGUCGUUAAGUUGUUCCAGUUUGGUUCCGUCAGAUCUCCGUUGGUUUUACCUCGGAGCAUUUCAAGAAAAUCUCCCAAGAGUAGGGAUAGGAACGUCGACAUCUCCGAUUUGCCGGAAAUCAAAGUCAAAGUCAAGGACAUCUUACGAUGGAAAUCGUUUAGGGACUUGGUGGAGGACGACCCUGUGCCGUUGGAUGUUCCCUCGUCCCCUGGUCGGAGCACCACCGGCACCACCACUUCAUGCAGCCAGAGGUCCAGUUGGUGUGAAAGUGAUUUUACAGCGGAGGAAUUACCGCCGUGGGGCGGUGAAACUGAACAGUUUUUGGGUAAAAAGUGUUUUCUUGGCCAGCCAGCUGAUAGGAAAGUCAAGGGGGAUUGGUCAAUGUUUGAAGAAAUGGAGCAGCAAAGCCCAGUUUCAGUUCUUGAUUCUCCAUUCCGACAAGUUGAAGAAUUCCUCUCCCCUUCUCAUCCAACUCUCGCCAAUCUUGAAGCUAUGCUCACAAGAAAGCCGAUUCAAGAACCAAAACUCACAAGAAAACUUAGUUUUAAGGAAGAAAUUACGGUUUCUGAGAGAGCAAAUGCAGCCGAAGAACAGGCCAAGCAGUUGCUGAGCCAUCUCAUCGACGAAAACAACAAAAAUCGGGAGGAGUGUUUGACAAUAUUGGAUUUUUUCAUGCACGAACUUUCUUCAAAGGGAAAGUUUAAUGAUGUUGAGUUUGAUUCCGAGAUUGUGAAGACUGCAAAAACAUGGAUGAAUGGAGAAUACGAUGAGUCGUAUGAGUGGGAGGUCAAGGACAAGAGGAUGGCCUAUGUUAGGGACAUGGAGAAGGGAGUGUGUUGGAACAAGUUUGAACAAGAGCAAGAAGAGAUGUCCCUAGAAUUACAAGUUAAGGUGUUGGAUGAUUUAAUAAACGAGCUUUUGGCCGACUUUCUCUGCAAAUGAAAAUCGGACACAAGAUGCCUAAAAUUGCAUAAAUGUGCUUGAUAAUCAUGUGACAUCAACACAACAUUGAUCUUAGGAUCCCCGGACGGCCUAGGAUUGGAUGGGGUGAUAGUGGAUCAACCCCAAUUCGGGUUUUCCAACAAGCUUAAUUGAUGGGCUAGUAAUGUUGGUGGAUGGAGAUAUAUGAGCAAGAAAUGGUAGAUCAAAUUGAGAUUGGAGCUUGGACCAAGUCAUGUAUAGAGUAUGUGUGGUUUGGGCUGCCUGGAUACAUUGGGUGCUUAAUGGAUACAAUUUUAUAUGGGCAUGUGUCAAAUCCAGUAAGCUAUGAGAAAUGAGAAAUGGGAAGCAAUUUUGAUAAUAUAUACUUUAUGUUUAU
This is a messenger RNA of Sesamum indicum (sesame), 1685 nucleotides long. RefSeq lists its product as uncharacterized. The record is from RefSeq and is a predicted model, not a curated record. NCBI's taxonomy places the organism in Eukaryota, Viridiplantae, Streptophyta, Magnoliopsida, Lamiales, Pedaliaceae.